Ruditapes philippinarum (Manila clam) is the source of this 1797-nucleotide messenger RNA. RefSeq names its product calcyphosin-like protein. Lineage: Eukaryota; Metazoa; Mollusca; Bivalvia; Venerida; Veneridae. The record is from RefSeq and is a predicted model, not a curated record. The transcript has 2 exons. Gene Ontology annotation, molecular function: calcium ion binding. The coding region runs from base 482 to 1081 and encodes 199 amino acids.
GGAAAUGCAUGACUUCUUUUAAGAAAUGAUAAUACAUUUAAUGUGAAUGUCGCACUUAUUACAUAAUUAUCUAGUUGUCAUCUCUUCCCGAUAAUUGGCUAUAAUCUAUUUAAUCAAGAAUAGUAACAAAUAACCAGAUUAUUCAAAUCGAAAGGAGACAAUUAUUUUGCCAAUAGAAAUUUUAUCAAAUAACGGAAAUAUUUGACAAAACAAUAAUCAAUAUUAGAUAGAACUUCGCGCGACUAAUGGCUUCUUUUUAUUGAAAUUCUUGUUUUGUUUGCAUUUGUAUGACACUAAAAGGCUAAAACUAUUUCUCCAUAGUAAAUAUGCUAUUUGUGACAGUUCAUGUUACAAGGUAGCAAAUGAAACAGAAUAUUUCAAAGAUUUCCAAGAUUUAGUAAUGUUAAGGAAAUGUUUGUAGAAGGACUCAUUUGACUGCUGUGCAAAUUUACAAUUUAAUUCAAUCACUGUGGAUAGAAACAUGGAAAACGAAAACGUAAAACAAAUACUGGAGCAAAUAAAAGAUCAGUGUUUACUUAAAGGAGUUGGUGGAAUUAAAGGGCUUACAGUACUUUUUCGUAGAAUGGACAAAGAUUUUUCAAAGCGAUUGUGUUUCAGUGAGUUUUCUCAAGGUAUACAGACUUAUGGUCUCCAUGUAGAAGAAAAAGAUAUAAGUCUUUUGUUUCAAGUUUUUGAUAUAAAUAAAAGUAACGAAAUUGACUUCACUGAAUUCUUAUCUAAACUUCAACCGGCCAUGUCACCCAAGCGUGUUGAAGUAGUCAAUCAGGCGUUUGAACUACUUGACGUAAAUAAUGAUGGGGUCUUGAAACUGGAAGAUCUAAAAGUUGUUUAUUCAAGAAACGCAAAAAAACAUCCAAAGUUUGUUUCUGGAGAAUGGACAGAAGAACAAGUACUACAGCACUUUUUAAAUAGUAUAGAUACUCCCGGUAAUCCAGAUGGCAAGGUGACACGUGAGGAGUUCAUGAACUACUAUGCCGGAGUGAGUUCAACAGUAGAUGAUGAUAGCUACUUCGAUCUCAUGAUGCGGGCAUGUUAUGGCCUGCCGAAUAGUGGUACAUAAGGGGGCAUAUGAAAGGCAACAUAUCAUAAAAUAAAAUUUAAAUUAUUAUAUAUUGUAAUAGACAUACUCUUGCAAGAUGUACCGACGUUUUUGAAUAUAAAGUUUGGAUAAAUGUAAUACAAAAACAACAUUGAUAAUUGUGUAGCAUGUUUAUCAUUUUUGGUUAUGCUUGUUACGUGUUUCUUGUCCGAUUUCAUUCUGCGCAAUUUUGUUGUACUUGAAGGCAACACACAAUGUUACAAGUGUCCGUUGAGAUCAAUUUGGUCCGCGCAAUAUAUAUCACAGCAUUGUGUUUAGAUAUAUAGAUACUAUGCCAUGCUUUAUGCGAUUUUAGGUAUUCUUUUGUAGAUUAAUUAUAUUUAAAGCCACAUGGAUUUUAAGGAAAAAUUGUGAUAUAUUGUUAUACAUAUAAAAUUGAAAACAUUUGAAAACGAGGAAACAGUUCAGUCAUGGCCAUGAAGUCUCGACUAUUUUACGAUACUAUAAAUAAUGCACUGUUAAUGAACAAGUCAUGCCUGCAAAUAUGCUAAAAUUACAAUUAUUUCUCACAUAAUUCUUAUGUAAAAGCAUUUAAAUGUAUGUAUAAUUACGAUUCGUUAUUGUCAUCUUAUUUGUUGUAAGUAUGUAAUUGUUUUCAAAUUGUCAAUGUUCAUAAACUGUGCUUGUUAAAUUAUUUGUAAAUGCUAAACAAUUUGUAAAAUAAAAUUAUUAACAUG